AUGGCUGAGGAGCAGCCUGAUCAGGGCGUCGUGUUGGAUCACAGUCAGUUCUGCUGCUCAGUGUGUCUGGACCUGCUGAAGGAGCCCGUCACCAUCCCAUGUGGACACAGCUACUGCAGAUGCUGCAUCGAGGGUUACUGGGACCAGGGAGAUGAGAAGGUCGAGGUCAGCUGCCCUCAGUGCAGGGAGAGCUUCAGCUCACGGCCUGUUCUGAGGAGGAACAACAUGCUGGCAGAGCAACUGCAACCAGACCUGGAGCCACGGAUGAAAGAGCUGCCUGGAGGAGCGACCAACGGCGAGGAAGACGGAAAAGCAGUCAUGGCGGACGGUGAGAGAAAAGGCUUGGUGUGGGACAUCAAGAAGAGUCUGCUCACCCUGACGGCCGGUGAACUUUUCCAACUAGCUCGCAGUGUUGGUCCUGUACCGGGGAAGGAUGCAUCCACGCUUGAGGUUGGUGAGGAAGACAGUUGCUUUGAGUACAUCCAAGCUUUCAUGAACAGUGACACUCUCGUUAAAUCUGAGGAUUCAGCACAUUCCACAUCCCCCCCUGAUGUCAAACACACACCUGAACAUGCUCAUGACAAACAUGACCGAGUCGUGCCCCUUCGAGAGCUCUCAAUGCUGCGACGUGAGUUCAAGGUCCAAGGCGGGCAGAUCGGGGAUCAGAAAUCAGAUCUAAGUUACAAUAACAUAUGCAGACAAAUUGAUGAUGGAGUAAAAGAUCGGUUCAGUGAGACAGAAAUACUGAGAGGCGUUCUCAGAGUGAUCACGCCAGGGCAUUUCAAAGACAUGCUGAUGCACAAGGAUGAUUUGACAAUAGAUGAGCUGAAGGGCUUCCUGCAGUCCCACUUAGGUGGGCGAAGCAACACAGAGCUAUUCCAAGAGUUGAUGUGCACGAAACAAAAUGACAGUGAAACCCCCCAACAGUUCUUGUACCGUGUCAUCGGUCUGAAACAAAAGAUCCUCUUUGCUUCAAAGCAUGCUGACACGGAAGUGAAGCGGCCACAGAGCAGCAGGUUGCCUGAAGUCAAAGCCGAAGCGUCAGGAAAACUGGAGCCGGUCGCUGCAACGGGACAACCAGUGACCGGGUCUCAUGUUAAGUCCCACAGUGUGAAGUGCGAUGUAUUUAGCUCUGAGAGUCAUACAAAGGAGAGUAUGCUGAACAGAAGACCUAAAGUAUACGAUGAAAGUGACCCCCAAUCUCCCCUCUCCCUACCCACUCAAACAAGCAGGCGCCUAGCCAAGUUCAUAGGUGCCAAAGCCCUCGCACGAUGUGACCUGAAUGGCCUGACAGUCGAUACACUGUUAGACACCGGAGCUCAAGUGAGCAUGAUAGAUCGAAGCUGGAAGAAGAAGUAUAUACCGGAUGCACCGGUGAGGCCCCUCAGUGAGAUCUUUGAUGAUGAAGAGCUGGAAAUACAAGCUGUGAAUGGAGGAGUCCUUCCUUUUGAUGGCUGGGUCCUCAUCGCAGUCAGCUUUGCCGGAAAUUGGACUCUUAGCCAGUCUAUAAUGGUGCCUUUCCUCAUCAGUAGCAUUAACCUUGAACGACCAAUCCUUGGAUUCAAUGUGCUAGAGGAAGUGGUUCAGGAUAGACCAGCAGAGCUCCUCCCAGCCCUCACCACACUCCUCUCUGACUCCAUAUCUGCCUCUGUGGAUCAAGUGGAGCUUCUGGUGAACUUCAUUCAGACAGGCAAACCCGCCACGUGUCCCAAGCUAUUGAGAACGGGCAACCACGAUACUGCAGUUGCAGCUGGUCAAGUUGCCUGGGUUAAGUGUCAGGUCCCCUCAGCUGUAGAUCUGUCAGACCCUCUCCUCUUGUUUGAACCUGAAGAAAACAACGCUCAUCUUACAGAACUUGAGAUUGGGGAGGGCCUGCUCGAAAUGCAAUCUGUGAAGCGACCUUAUGUGACCAUACCAGUAAGAAAUUGCACAAAGCACCCUGUGAUCAUUCCAAGAAAGACUGUUCUAGGAAGUGUCCAGGCCGUUGCUAGGGUGAUUGAGACCAACCCACAGGAACUGUCCAGGCCCAAAGUAGUAGCCAAUGCCGCAACAACACCAGCUGUGCAGACUGCUCCAGGCCUGUGGCAGCCUCCAGUGGACCUCAGCCACCUUAAUGAAGAAGAACAAGACAAAGUGAAGAAAAUGCUGCGGGAAGAAUCAGCUGCUUUCGCUCAAGAUAGCCACGAUAUCGGCUGUAUUCCCAGUUUGCAGAUGUCGAUCAACCUCAAGGACGAGAUUCCAGUGCAGAGAGCGUACUCCUCUGUCCCCAAGCCACUGUUUAAAGAGGUGAAAGAGUAUGUGCAAGACUUGUUGAUGAAAGGCUGGAUUGUGAAGUCAAAGUCCUCUUAUGCAGCGCCAGUGGUCUGCGUCCGAAAAAAAGAUGGUACGCUCCGCCUCUGCAUAGAUUAUCGUCUCUUGAAUCAGAAAACCAUCCCUGAUCGACAUCCUCUACCUAGGAUACAAGACCUGACUGACACCCUUGGUGGCUAUUCCUGGUUUAGCAUCCUCGACCAAGGAAAAGCCUACCAUCAAGGUUUCGUUGCCAAAGACUCUCAACACCUCACCGCUUUCAUUACUCCCUGGGGACUGUAUGAAUGGGUCCGCAUCCCAUUUGGCCUCUCAAACGCCCCCGCAGCCUUCCAGCGGAGUAUGGAAGAGAUGCUAGGUCCCUUGAGAGAUGACUACUGUCUCCCGUACCUUGACGAUGUGCUUUGCUAUGCGAAAACCUUUGAUGAGCACGUGGAAGGGGUUCGCAAAGUACUACGAGCACUUCAGAGGCAUGGGGUGAAGCUAAGACCUGAAAAGUGUGAGCUGUUUCGCCGAGAAGUGAGAUAUGUGGGUCGUCUUGUGUCAGCUCAAGGAGUGAGGAUCGAUCCCAAAGACCUGGAUGCAGUGCAAUCAUUAGCCAGCAGGACGCCACGGACAGUUGGAGAUGUGAGAAAGCUCACCGGUUUCCUGGGCUAUUACCGCUCCUACAUCCAGGACUUUUCAAGGAUAGCGAAACCCAUCUAUGAGCUACUACAAGUCAAGCCAGGACAAGCAGCUGCAGAGCGUGGUAGAGGCAAAGGUCCACAACUACCGUCCAGAACACCUGUAGAGUGGGCUGCCGAACACCAGCAAGCCCUUGACCGACUUGUUUCUCUCCUUGUUAGCCCCCCUGUGUUGGCGUACCCCAACUUCAACGAACCUUUCGUACUGCACACAGACGCUUCAGACCGGGGACUGGGCGCAAUCCUUUACCAACACCAGGAUGGCAAGUUGAGAGUCAUCGGGUACGGCUCUAGGACUUUAACUCCAGCUGAGCGAAACUAUCAUCUGCACAGUGGAAAACUAGAGUUCCUUGCCCUGAAGUGGGCUGUGUGUGAAAAGUUCAGAGACUACCUGUUCUAUGCACCCCACUUCACGAUAUACACAGACAACAAUCCCCUUACCUAUGUAAUGACCACAGCAAAGCUAAACGCUGUAGGCCAUCGGUGGGUUGGGGAACUCUCAGAUUUCAGAUUUGACAUAAAGUACAGACCUGGCAAGUCCAACAUAGACGCUGACACGCUGUCACGUCUCCCGUUAGACAUUGAAGCGUACAGUGAGUCCUGCACCAAAGAGUGUUCUGAAGACGUGGUUCGCGCUGUCUGGGAUGGGAGUAAAGUAGCCAAGCAGAAAGAUGUAGCCUGGGUUGCAGCUCUGAACAUCAACUCCCUAGCCGACCCGUCUUUUCCCUUUGAUGACUUGAAAGCAAUUAGUCAUGAUGAGCUUGCGGAAGCGCAACGUGCAGACGAAGCCAUCAGUGAAAUGAUUAAGUUGAAACAGGCAGGUACACCCUUAACUGAUGAGAUACGGAGAGCCGCGAGUGGAGCUACUAAAAGACUGUUCCAUGAAUGGGGAAAGCUCGUUUUGGAAGAUGGUAUCCUGUACAGGCGUGCCAAUGGCAGAAAGCAGUUGGUGCUCCCCGCCAAGUACAAAGACCUUGUCUUGAAGAAACUCCACAAUGACAUGGCUCACGUUGGCACAGAAAGGGUCCUGAACCUUGCCAGAGAGAGAUUCUAUUGGCCAUUCAUGGCAAAAGAGAUCGAAGACCAUAUCACUAAGAAAUGCCCGUGCAUAAAGUCAAAGAAGCCAGUUACUCAUGUUCGCGCCCCGAUGGGUAGUAUCACAUCAAGCUCACCUCUAGAGUUGGUGUGCAUCGACUACUUACAUCUGGAGACCAGCCGUGGUGGCUAUGAGUAUAUCCUAGUGGUCGUUGAUCAUUUUACAAGAUUCGCACAGGCUUACCCCACAAGGAAUAAAAGUGGAAAGACAGCGGCCGAGCGCAUCUUCAAUGACUUCGUCCUCCGCUUUGGAUAUCCCUCAAAGUUGCACCACGACCAAGGCCGUGAAUUUGAGAACGAGCUGUUCCGUACUCUCCAGCAGCUGUCAGGCAUUCGCCACUCCAGAACCACGCCCUAUCAUCCCCAGGGAAACCCGGCGGAGCGGUUCAAUCGGACGAUCCUGCAGAUGUUGAGGACGUUGACCGACAAAGAAAAAGAACGAUGGAAAGAUCAGAUCCCGAGAGUUGUGCAUGCGUACAAUUGUACUCGCCAUGAGUCGACAGGCUUCUCGCCCUUCUUUCUCCUGUAUGGCCGUCAUCCUCGUCUUCCCGUUGAUCUGCUCUUCGGAUUGCUUGAAGACACAGAGCCUGACUCACCGAAAGGAUACGCGAAGAAGUGGGCGAAGCAGAUGUCUGAAGCCUAUCGAAUUGCCAGUGAGAACAGCAAGCAGGCCAGUGCCAAAGGCAAAGUGCUCUAUGACAAGAGAGCAAGAGGAGUGGUGCUACAGCCUGGCGAUCGAGUCUUAGUCCGGAACCUCAGUGAGCGUGGUGGACCAGGAAAGCUACGAUCCUACUGGGAGAAGGCCAUCUACGUCGUGAAAGAACAGUUUGCUGAUAACCCAGUGUACGUAGUGUAUCCCGAGUCUGGGGACCAGAAAAAGACAAGGACGCUCCAUCGCAAUCUGCUCUUACUCGUGAAUGACCUUCCAGUCGAAGAGCCUCCACGACAGACUGCUCCUGAGAAGGCAACCCAGAAAAGGAGACGACAGACCCGACGUACCACCCCAGAGCGUGCAGACCCACCGCAGGCAGAUUCAGACUCUGACUCGAACUCCGACUCUGAUGGUCCCCGUUACUGGCUGAGAAUACCAGCUGAGAGGAUACAGGAGGUCCCAACGGUAGUCCCACCUCAACGACCAGCCAUCACAGUGAGUCGCCCAAUUCCAGUACCUGUACGAGAAGAGGUGCGAGUUGACGUAGACUACUUACCUGAAACGGAUCCGGUACCUGUAAGAGAAGCAGAGACGGUAGAACCUGAACAGGAUGAAGUUCAGUCUGAUGAUGCGAGACCCGAGGAGCAAGAUGGAUAUGCUGAGGCUCCAGAGCCCGUCCAGGAAGAGCAACCUCUAGUCAAUGCAAUGCCGGACCAACAGACAGAGGUCAGGAGGUCAAGUCGAGACAGACAACCUAGACAGAUCUUGACCUAUGAGAGACUUGGUCAGCCCACACUGACGACACAAGCUAGAGUUAACAUGGCGAACACUGACUUACACUCACCUGCUUACACCACACCUCACACUACACAACCCCUGCACCCAUUCAUUCCCUACGCAACACCAACAUAUCCCUUCAACCCCUAUUCCACACCUUAUCCCCCCUUUACAUACAUACCUUACCCCUUCCCAUCACACCCAUAUAUCUUUCCUGUCACCUGUUAGAGAAAGAGAACUUUAGUUCAUUAGAGUUGAGUAGAAAAUGGUGGGACCCAUUUCUUUUUGUCGGGGAGUGUGUGACGACCACAAAAGUGUCACAUUUUGUGUUUUUGAAAAAGAGUAAAAAGAGAAAAAUUGUCUUUUAUUUUGAAUACAAUUUAUUGUAAUCCAUUUUGAAAAAAGGUACCCCAAAGAGAUUGCAUUUAUUUUUGCGGUGGUUUAUUUUCCUAUUCAAUGUGUAUAUUGCAAUGUUUGCUCCAUGCCAGCAGGGGGCGAGGGCGGGUUCGGUUUUAGUGACUUGCAUUGCGUUUUCCCCUCAUUACUGCAAGUGCCUUGAAACUGACAAGCCGCGUCCUCAUCCCUCUCCUGUUUUCAGGUUUGUAAAUGUUCAAAUAUGCUUUGAAACUAGGAUUUAGCCAUGCCGGAAUGUAUUGGGGAUGUCUGUGAACUAUUUUAGUCAAGUAAUUUUCGUCGGAGACUUUUGGCGGUUUUGUUUGAAGUAAGUUUGAAACACGGAGGUGAAGUCUAACCGUUUAAAAGUGUAGUGAUCACGCGCUGCCUACAUGGUUGUUGAAAGCAACUCAGUUUAAUGCACACGCCUCCCCCACGUGAACGUAUGCCUCAGUAAUGUUUUUGAAACUUACAAUGUUGAUGUGUAGCGUUUACUUUGCCGUCUGUAAGGUCCCAACCAUUCGUUUUGAAGUGUGAUUUGGCUAGGAAUGUUCAUGGAGGAAAGAAAGGUGACUGUUUAAAACGAGUUUUGUUUACAUUAAGCACUUUGGGUUUCCAGUGGUAAAAUGCAGUACUGUCUUGAUUUGAAACGAAGUAAAAUACUUUGAUGAAGAGUUAAAAAGUAACUUGAACAUUAUGCUGGUUAAUAUACCAUGGUCUAUGUAUUUCAUUUUUGAUAAAUAGGUUAAAAUACUAAGCUGAAGAGUAAGUGAACAUGUAUUUUGGAGAAAAGAGAUGUAUUCUGUUAUGGACUUUGUACUGAAGAACAUUUUGAGUUUUUGUAUUGACAUGGACACUGAAAUUCAUUGAGAAUGCUCAAAGGACAUUGAACACUGAAUAUGUUGAAUAUAAAAAAGAGACAUUUAACACAAGAGUGUAUUUAAAAGUGAAACUUUAAUAAAAAUUACUGCAAGUGCCUUGAAACUGACAAGCCGCGUCCUCAUCCCUCUCCUGUUUUCAGGAACUUAACUGUUAACCAGGGUGCCGUUGCUACGGUACCCGUUACAUACGUGUCUAUGCAAUUCUACUACAACUUCCUUGUGAAACCUGCUAAAAAAAAUCCAAAUUAUUAGACAUAUUUAAACUUAAAGAAAAAAAAAGA
Mugil cephalus (flathead mullet) is the source of this 7069-nucleotide messenger RNA. RefSeq lists its product as uncharacterized. The transcript has 4 exons. Bases 1 to 5742 code for a protein of 1913 amino acids. Gene Ontology annotation, biological process: DNA integration; proteolysis. Lineage: Eukaryota; Metazoa; Chordata; Actinopteri; Mugiliformes; Mugilidae. Gene Ontology annotation, molecular function: aspartic-type endopeptidase activity; nucleic acid binding. The record is from RefSeq and is a predicted model, not a curated record.